This is a messenger RNA of Stegodyphus dumicola, 1562 nucleotides long. RefSeq names its product transmembrane protease serine 9-like. The record is from RefSeq and is a predicted model, not a curated record. Gene Ontology annotation, molecular function: serine-type endopeptidase activity. Gene Ontology annotation, biological process: proteolysis. Lineage: Eukaryota; Metazoa; Arthropoda; Arachnida; Araneae; Eresidae.
CAUGUCGCAGACAAAAAGGCGCCGAACUGAAAAGUCGAGAAUUCCGAAAGUUUGGAUGGAUUCAAGAACUGUCCUCUGAAGAUGACAUAGAAGAAAGUGGGCACGAAUUUGAAGAGGAUACACUGGAAAUUGAAGAAGAUAUAGUAAAUAUUAGUGACUACAAUUCAGACACAGAAGAAGAAACAUCGGAGACAGAAAUAUUAGAAUCAGAAAAACUCUACGAAGCUCAAGAAAAAAUGCUGCUCGGUUUUGGUAUAAUUCAAAAGGCAGUGGUAUUGAGGUACAGUGGCAGUGGCAGUGGUGACAUAUACAGUAAGGAGCUUCUAGAAGUUGAAGUACCGGUUGUUACCAAUGCCUACUGUGUAGAAGCGUAUGGCGGACUCAUCUUAGACACAAAUAUUUGUGCUGGAGGGGAAAAAAAUAAAGAUGCCUGUUCGGGGGACUCAGGAGGACCUCUAAUAGUGAAAAGUGAUGGAAAGUGGUUUUCUGUUGGAGUCGUUUCUUGGGGCAGGACUUGUGGUGGACUAGAUCUUCCCGGAGUCUAUACGAGGGUUUCGCAGUACCUAGAUUGGAUACGAGACGAGACCGCAGAUGCACCUCCUUGUGUGGACGAAGUUAUUCCACCAGUGAAACCGAAUCUCAACAAUUGCGGCAUUCCGAAUUCAGAUGCCACUGAAAGAAUCGCGGGUGGAGUUGAAGCAGAGCCUUUUGAAUUUCCAUGGAUGGCAUUGAUUGUCUAUGAUAAAAGAGUGGUAGGAGCAGGAGCGCUUAUAAGUCCUUCUUAUGUAUUGACUACUGCAAGCCUGUUUGAUACCUGGAUAGAAUGGUAUCCAGAAGUAUUAGACGUCUUCUUGGGCAAACAUACAAUUUCUAAAAGAGAACAAACUUCCAGAAGAUAUGGAGUUGAAACUGUCUAUCACCACCCACAGUAUGGCAAACCUACUCCAUACAACAACGAUAUGGCUCUCCUAAAGUUGAAAGUAUCCAAAGUUCCUAGCAUGUACCGUCCCAUAUGCUUGCCGCGAUCCGAUGCAAAGUAUCCACCAGGCUCUGUCCUUACUACAGCAGGAUGGGGAAGAAUUUCGACCAAAGGCAGAGGAAGUGAUGCUUUACUAAAAGCUCAAAUGAAUGUCUGGUCGGAAGAAGAGUGUGAAAAGCGUUACCCUGGGUGGUUCACAGAUUAUAUGAUUUGCGCGUAUAAAUAUGGAACUGAUACUUGUGAGCAAUAGAAUUUCCCCCAGCUUGCUACUAUACUAUACAGGACUGGUUUAAGAAAUUUCGGAGGCCUGUGCAAGUUGAGAAACAGGAGCUGCCUAAUUGGAUCCCUUUUAAAAUUAUACUUUCUGUGGCACAGUCAGACUGUUCCAUAAUCUAUUAUCACUAAUCAUUCUAUUUUGAAAGUUUAUAAGUACUUAUGUAAUAUUUUUUGCUUGUGAAUAGUUUUCGAAAUAACAAAAUGCAAAUAUAUUAAAAAAACUGUAAUGUAACACUUUUAUAAUACUGAAUAUAAUACCUAUUAUUUUUGGUAAAAUAAAGCGGAAAAUCUAGCAUAUUCUCACUAA